Verticillium dahliae VdLs.17 is the source of this 2790-nucleotide messenger RNA. RefSeq lists its product as uncharacterized. Bases 1 to 2790 code for a protein of 929 amino acids. The transcript has a single exon. Lineage: Eukaryota; Fungi; Ascomycota; Sordariomycetes; Glomerellales; Plectosphaerellaceae. The record is from RefSeq and is a predicted model, not a curated record.
AUGGCUGAGCGGGAAGGUCGCUACCGGCGCGAUGCCGCGUCCGCCGUGCCUGAUGACGAUGAUGACGACUCUUUUAGCGACAGCUUGUCUCCGAGCCCGCCACCUGUCAAGAAGAGACGAAGUCCGCCACGCGACCGCCCUGCGCCGGUGCCAAUGCCGGUGCCGAUGCCGGUGCCGAUGCCGGCGCCGGAGCCUGAUGUGCGCGAGAGGCUACGCGCAGAGGAGGACAAGUUUCGGAGGAGUCCUCUUGUCGGGGGCGGCUCGAGAAUGGAUGCUGCCAGUCCGAGGGUGGACCGCUACUCACCGCGCGUUGAUGGACGCAGGGAAAGCCGUGCCGACGGCAGGAGGGAGAGCAGGCUUGCUGGUGCAGAGAGUCGACUUGAUGGACGAGACAGUCGGAUGGAUGGCCGCGAUAGUCGGGUCGAUGGAGGGCAUCGGGACUCGAGGCGAGACAGCCAGCGCGAGCGGGAUCGCGACCGCGACAGGGAUCGCGAGAGGGACAGGGACAGAGAGAGCCCACCGCCAUUUUCGACCAAGAGGCAAAGCAUUACGGAUCGUCUGAGGAACUCAUGGAACGCCCGUAAGGAUGGUGCCCGCGACACGCCUCCCCCGCCCAACGCCUCCCUCAACAGGCCGCCCUCGCGGAUGCACUCGCGCCGGUCCUCGUCUGCCGCUGCACCCUCCCCUCCAGGGCCUUCCUCCCAGCGACCGAGUCCCAUCGCCAAGGUCCGCGAGUGGCUCGACACCUGCAACGGCGACCAUGGAACACACUGUCACGGCGAUCCAGGCGGGCCGGCAACGCCUCACUCGGAUUCAGAGGACUCAGACCAAGAGUCCGUCCUGCCGCCGCGAGCACCAGGCGGACCGCCUACAUACAGGCCCAUCUGGCUCAUUGACGCUGUCAGCCGCCGCCUUGUGCGGGCUCGCGCCCAGGACCGUUACAUCGCCCUGAGCUACGUCUACGAGAAGACGCCCGCGCAGACCGCUGCCUCUGCCCACCGCCCCCGGGACGCGCGUCGGGAAAACGUGGACAUGUUGACCGCCACGAUCGAUGAUGCUUCAAUGCCCCAAGCCAUUGCAGAUGCAAUCUGGCUCGCCCGCAAGUUGGGUAUCCACCACCUCUGGGUCGACCGUUUCUGCAUCGUGCAGGACGAUGAUCUGGAAAGGGAGGAAUAUCUUCGUAACAUGGCUUACGUGUUUGCCAAUGCCUAUCUUGUCGUCGUGGCUGCUGCCGGCGAGGAUGCUGAUACGGGCCUCAGCGCCCUCGUCCGUCCUGGCGGAAAGGCGCCGCCGCCUGUGCCCAAGGCUGCCUUGGGCCCGCCAGGCCGCAAAGGCCACGAGGACAUGCUCAUGGAUACACGCUGGCGUGAUCGUUGCUGGACCAUGCAGGAAGGCUUCUAUGGCCGGCGUGCCUUGUUUGUCUUCCAAGAUACCAUGACUUGGGAGUGUCACUGCGACACGUGGAACAUGGCCGGCGACGGCCCCAUAGCUGCCGCCGCGGCCUCGCCUGCCGUGGCCAAAGUCCCUGGCCUGCAGCGCAUGCUCAGCUUGCGCUCGUCAUCUGCUCCCAGUGGCCCGGCACGCCACCUUCACCGCAAGUGCACAGCUCGCGUGUAUCCGGCUGCGCUGGCGUUCCGUCACACGCCUUGGCCUGAUCUCGACGAGUACGCUCGCAUAUGUAUGGACUUUUCUGCCCGACGCCUCGGUAAUAUUCAAGAUACCCCAGAUGCCUUCCGCGGCUUCACCACGGUUCUGGCACGCACCUUUGCUGGCGGUUUCGUCUGCGGCAUGCCAGUCCUCUUCCUCGACGCCGCCCUUCUCUGGCGGCCUGCCGCCACCAUACGUCGACGUCAGCUGGUUCCCACCAUGUCCUCCGGCGGCAUGCCGCCAGUACCCAGCUGGAGCUGGCUGGGCUGGUUCUUCGAUGGUGCGGCAGCCGACAUGACGCUCUGGCGGGCGGCCGCUGACUAUGUCCUCGAGGCUGGCUCGGGCGUGACCCGCAAUGGCAAGGGUGCUGGAGGCCCUGGCGAACGUGAAGGCGAGCCGAAGCGUCGGUACCGGUCGGCCAACUCAUUCCGUCUGCGGACCACGACAGCCUUCCACAUUACGGACCGGGCGACCACGGUGCAGGUCCGCAACGACGGCAUGCGCUUCCGCAACACCCGCCACCAUCGCAAGGGCGGCUCGGGCCUGCCGCUCGGCUGGAGCAAAAGCGCGAGUACGGGCGGCUUCCGCCACACGAGCGACCCGGCCGCCGUGUUCCGAUACCCCAUCCCGCUGGCGAGCAACGUGCCGGCUUCCGAGAUGCCGAUUGGCGGCGGAGAAGCAGUCUACCCUGGUACGCUGCUGUCUUUUAGCACAACGAGGGCCAUGCUCGAAGUAGAAUUUGCAGCACCGUGGCCGGCCAAGUCGGCAGGGGCCGACGGCAUUCCUCUCGCCAUUGGAAACCUGCUUGCGCCCCGUUCAGGGCGGUGGGUUGGCACGCUGCGCAGCCAUGACUCGUGGCUCGGAGUGCAAGGGGCCAACUACGAGGGCGAGGAAGGCGGCGUCGAGGUCAUAGCCGUCAGCGAAGGCAGCGAGCGACAGGGCCCCGGCAGCGACGUUUGGGGCCUUGGGUGCGACGUGGAGGAGAUCAAGGCGAGCGCUGACCAAGAUGGCAUCGUUGAGUUUGUGAACGUCCUGUGGGUGGAGAGGGUGGGCGGCGUCUGCUAUCGGCGGGGCGUCGGGCAUGUACUGCGUCGCGCGUGGGAGGUCUUUGGGCGGGAGAGGCUCGAUAUCCUGUUGGGUUGA